This is a messenger RNA of Tachyglossus aculeatus (Australian echidna), 960 nucleotides long. RefSeq names its product vestigial like family member 2 (gene VGLL2). The transcript is spliced from 4 exons. Gene Ontology annotation, biological process: regulation of transcription by RNA polymerase II. NCBI's taxonomy places the organism in Eukaryota, Metazoa, Chordata, Mammalia, Monotremata, Tachyglossidae. Bases 7 to 960 code for a protein of 317 amino acids. Gene Ontology annotation, cellular component: nucleus. The record is from RefSeq and is a predicted model, not a curated record.
GAAGCCAUGAGCUGCUUGGAGGUGAUGUUCCCCCUGUACGGACCCGCGCAGCCCUACCUUGCAGCGGCCUACAGCCCCUACAGACAGAAAGUCUUCUACCCGAAGAUGCAGAACGCUUCGGACAGCGCCGGAGGCUCCAGCUCGUCUUUCCCGGGGUCCGGGGCGGGCCCGGGCCCGGUCAAGGAGGAGGAGCGCAGCCCGGAGAAGGAGCGGGAGAGGCCACCUCCCGAGCCCCAGUACUUGGGUGCCCGCUGCGUCCUGUUCACCUAUGUGCCGGGCGACGUGGGCGCCGUGGUGGACCAGCACUUCAGCCGGGCCCUCAGCCAGCCCAGUGCCACCGCCGCCCCCUCUCCGGCCCCCUCCCCGCACCCGGCCAGGACCCCCCGGGCCGCCGGGCCUUGGAGAGACGGCUCUUUCCCCAUGAACCAGCGAAGCUUUCCGGCCUCCUUCUGGAACAGCGCCUACCAGCCGGCCGUGCCCACCGCGCUGACGGUGGGCGCCCACCCCGAGCUGCCCUUCGCCGCCGACCCCUACGGCCCCGGGCCCCUGCACGGCCACCUGCACCAGGCCGCGCCCGAAGCCUGGGCCCACGCCUCCCACCCUGCGCACCACGCUGCGCCCCACGCGCACCCCCCGUUCGCCCUGGGCGCGCAGGGCCCCGCGGCCUACCCGUCGGGCCGGCCCGCCACCGUGCACGAAGUCUACGGCCCGCACUUCGACCCGCGCUACAGCCCCCUGCUGCUCCCCGGACGGCCGCACCGCCUCCCGCCCGCGGCCGGCCCCGCGGCCCGCAGCCCCCCCUGCGAGCUAGCCAAGGGCGAGCCCCCCUCCGGGGCCUGGGCCGCCCCCGGGGCCGCCCCCUUCCCCGGGCCCGCGGGGGACAUGGGGCCCAGCCUCGGCCUAGGCCUCGACGCAGGUGUGCAGCCCCAGGACAAAAGCAAGGACCUGUACUGGUUUUAG